This is a messenger RNA of Erigeron canadensis, 830 nucleotides long. RefSeq lists its product as uncharacterized. The transcript has 2 exons. The coding region runs from base 128 to 670 and encodes 180 amino acids. The record is from RefSeq and is a predicted model, not a curated record. Lineage: Eukaryota; Viridiplantae; Streptophyta; Magnoliopsida; Asterales; Asteraceae.
AAAAUGAAGUAAAAAUAAAAAACAAAUGGAAUUUGCAAAUUUGUAUUACAUCUGAAAAUUUUCUCCUGUCGCACGGUUCCUUGUCGAAUCGCCGUCUGCAAGUUUUCAGAAACUAGUCUAGGAAGCCAUGGAUGAUGCAUUUUCUAUUCAAAUAAGCGGAAACUUAGUAAAACAGUUGGUUGAUGACGCUGAGAAAGCGAAGAAGAAAACAAGAAAACCAAAACAGAAAACACACAAAACUUCUGAACAAAAUCAAGCUAAAUCCAGCAACCAGAAGGACAAUUAUGAUGACACUCAAACCCUAAAAGGUGGCCCACCUGUUACUGGAUGGCCGCCAAUGUACCUACCAAUUCCGCCACCUGCACCACCUGCUAAUGCUGAGUUGGAUGCCAUCCGUUCUGUCGUCCAAGAAAGUGAAAGGGUUUUGGAAAAGCUACAAAAGAAAGAAGAGGAAAUGGUGGUUGAAGUAACACAAAAGGCGAAGGAACUUCAUGAUAAUGAGUUUAAACUCCCACAGCCAAAACCUAUGCCCUGUUCAGCUGAUUUAACUGCUUGCUUGGAUUGCUACAAAGAAAACACUAAAGAUCCACUAAAAUGCAGUACACUGGUCAGGAAAUUCGCUGAUUGUGCUCGCACCAUAAGGCAACAAGUCGAUUCAACAAAGCAAUAAAAGCUUCUUAUACACAUGAUUUUGCUAGUUUAAACUAGACGAUUGAGUCGUGGCUCACGGGAAUAACUCAAAAUUGUUGAAUUUUCUAAUGAUUGAGUUUGAAUCAUUGGAACAUUAGCUGUGUUUGUAUACAUUUUUGCGCGUCUUGAUUGUGUUUUAA